UAGUGAUCGUAGUUUUAUAAUAAAAUUGUGCGAAACCAAGUUAAAAACUGUUUUCAGUAGUUUUAAAAUGAAAACAAUUAAAUGUUACGGUUGUUGCACAACAACUGUUUUCAGUUUUGCAUAUGCUUGAGUGUAUUCAAUGUGUUUUAGAAGUGAAUUCGAUUAGUAGCUUUCAAUCUCACUCAUAAAUUACACAGUUGUUCGCCAUUCAUUCGUGACAGAGUGUAAGACGAGGAUUCCAAGAAAAUUAGUGAAAAACGCAGAAUUAGUACCUCCAGCUGUAAUUUUCACGAUGCAGUGAAAGCAAAAAUGUAAAUUGAACCAACUUUCUGCUACACAGAAACAGAAGUCCAAUACAGUGUGCGAAUGUGUGUAAUAUUAAUGGAAUGGAAAGUCAAAAGUGUAUAUUUACUAGCAAGCCGUGCCGUGGUAAUUAAAAGUGGUUGCCGACUAAGAGAGACGAAGUAAAGCUGACAUUUUUUUGUUGGACUUACUAUUGCUGAAGUGUGCGUAUGGGGUUACUCGCUACGAGGCAAAAAGAUAACACUAACGUGAAACUUGCAAUGAUAAUAAAUAUUACUGAUAGGAGCUUGAGGUGUGCUUAAUAGUUUGAAAACCAGCAGUACCAGAAUCUCAAAGCAACAAACGUACACUACACUCAAGUCAUCUCCAACAAAAUCAGGUGAUUGCAUUUAUUUUUCGGGGGUGUAUAAGCUCACCCCAAAAUGGCCACUUCGCCAACGUCGACCAACACGUCGAACUCCGUGUCAUUACAUCGGCAAUCAAGCAAAAAUGCGGAUUCGAUUUCGCUCUGCUCGACCACUAGUGCCUUCUCGACGUGUCCAGAUCGCCACGGAUUCUAUGGCGGCAGCCAGUUCUCCGAAAAGCCAGCCAAAGAAACGCUUACUAGGGAGCAGAUUGUAGCCCGAGAGAAGAAAUGGCUGCACAUGACCAAUCACUGGCAAGAAUAUAUGAACAAAAACUACAAGAAGCUCCGUGAGCGAUGUCGCAAAGGUAUUCCUCAAGCUGUACGUCCUAGGGCUUGGUUCUACCUCACCGGUGCCUAUCAGUUGCAUAGCAAAUAUCCUAAUAGAUAUGAGGAACUGCUUCAGCAACCGGGUAAUCCUCAAAUCAUAGAAGAGAUCAAAAAGGAUCAGCACCGACAGUUUCCACAUCAUGAAAUGUUCAUCGACGAGGAGAAACCCGGCCAAAGGGAAUUGUUCAAUGUACUGAAGGCAUAUUCGAUACACAAUCCCAAAGUAGGUUACUGCCAGGCUCAAGCCCCGAUAGCCGCUUUCCUACUAAUGCAUUUGCCAAGCGAGCAAGCCUUUUGGUGCUUUGUUACCAUUUGCGAUAAAUACCUUAAAGACUACUUUACGCCGGGUUUGGAAAUGCUGCAACGCGAUGCCGGCAUGCUGAAUGGGCUUCUGAAAAAAACCUCUCCUUCGGUAUACCGACAUCUUCAAAAGCACAAGGUUGAUCCGUUACUCUAUAUGACGGACUGGUUCUUGUGUGCCAUGACCCGCACGCUCCCUUGGGAUACGCUACUGCGGGUGUGGGACUGCUUCCUGUGCGAGGGCAUAAAAAUUUUGUUCAAAGUUGCCUUGGUCAUACUCGGCGCUAGCCUCAAUUCCCACAAGGUCCGUAAGCAGGCUAAUGGAUUAUGUGAGACGCUAGCGGUGCUGCGUGCGCCACCGAAAAAGUACAUUGAGGCGGACUUUGUAAUGCACCAUAUUUUUCGACUGAACAUUACCGUGGAAGAUUUCAUUCAUGAACACAAGAAGCAAGAGUUGUUGCACCGAAAGGCAAAGGUAUCAUAGAAUCGGGCAGCUACUAAAACUCUGGUGGAUCCUUCAAUCGAUGCCCAUCGUCGGUGAUAGUGGUAGUGAAUUAACAGAGGAAGUCCUCCACUCUAGUCUUUGCUUGGUUGAAGGAUCGUUUAAAUUACAUUUUGUAACGGAGUAUUGUUUGAAUACUUUGCAAUUAGUUAUGACAUCUUGAAAAAAAAUUGAAAACAACACUUGCAGAAUAUUAUCGUCAUACCCGGAAAAAUUUGGCUUUGUAUGAAUACAGAAAUAUGCACUCGAUUCAGCAUUGGACAACAAGAAUAAAAGGUAAAAACUACCUAUGUCAUUUGUAACACUGUUCUUGUUCAACAAGCGAUCAAUUUAAUCGAUUAACUUGGAUUAUUUUGUUUUAAUAGACUCAUUAUUUAAAAGACUCAUAUUCGUCACUGCAGGUUCAGAUCAUUAAUUUUUUCAUUUCCUCAAUGAAAAUUUAUGGUUUUGAAUAUUACGUACUGCUCAUUGGUAACAUCCUUUAAAAGUUGAGAUUUACAUUAUUUUUCAAAUUCAUUUCUUUAGAAAUCUUCCAAUGAAAUGAGCAUUCUGUACUGUACUAUGACUACUAUUGAAAAUACAUUAAGCAUUAGCAACUUUUGAUCCAAAGUUGUAUCAAUGUCUAUAUUUAACGGUUUUAUCUUUAAAAACUGGAUCUCCUCUAAAAUGCACUCGUUCUAAGUACAGCAAUGCUAUCUUUGCUAUUUCGAUUGCAUGAACCUGAACGCAUUCUAAAGGCAAGAACUCCUAAAGAAAUCUAUUUAUAAGCAUUAAAAAACUAAUCAAUCGAGCCAGCCCUGCUGAUGCAAAACCGUGGUACAUGGCUAGCAUUUUGGGAGCGUCUAGCAAAAGAAAUAAAAGUACAAUUUUUAUCACAUACUAAUCGUACCGAAACAGAGAGUAUAUCCGAAAAAGUAUAGAAACUAUAUCCACUAUACGAAAUGUUGCUACAUCCACACUGGAUACUUUAGAUAAGUGCGUAAAUUUUACUUCUCGUUUACGAACCAGUUCCAUUCCGAAAGUCUUUUAAUAUUAGUGCGUGAGAAACCAACUAAUUAACGCAUAAUAAAUCGUUCAAGUUCAAAUCAAUAGCGUUCAUGGGUAGACCAUCCUCUAUCGAGGCAGAAGAUUGAUGCACACAGAGCGCAUGUGAGGCAGCUACUAACAGUUAAAAAGGGAAAGACGGAUCGAUGAAACAAAAAAAAUCGUUGCUUGAUUUAACAACUGUAUUGAAUCGGUUUGGGUGGUGUUUAAGAUGACUAAAACUUUGUUUUUUGUCACCAUCGUUCCAAUUACCGUACUCAUCCCUACGUAAUUAGUAUUAAAUUAAAACACUGGCUAAAUUGGAUUCGCGAGAAUCCGAAACAGAAAAAUUGUAAAGUCAGUUCCGUCUUAUUAGAAAAAAUUAAGGCGAGUUUGUCAAUCAGUUCAAUGUUAUCGUUAAAGAAAAUUCUUUAUAACAUUUUGUUGUGUGCAAUUUUGUUUUCUUUCGUCGAAAGUAAAACCGGCAUAAGAUUUUUUUAUUAUAAUGUAUAUAUUUUUUAUAUUCGAUUUUGUCUCCUAGAGGAAAAGUAGUUCAAAUCGUGAGAGUAGAAACAAUACGUUAUCAAUCCGGUAUUGUUUUAGUGGAUAAGAAAACAAACGUAUGAAAAUUCAAAGCAGUACUGUUAGUCAAUACUUCAAUGUUAUACACAAUUUAUAUAUUGUACCUUCUAUUUCGAGUAUUUAUUAAUCCUGAGAAA
This is a messenger RNA of Sabethes cyaneus, 3580 nucleotides long. It is a transcript of the gene wkd, whose product is annotated as TBC1 domain family member whacked. The coding region runs from base 726 to 1820 and encodes 364 amino acids. Lineage: Eukaryota; Metazoa; Arthropoda; Insecta; Diptera; Culicidae. The transcript is spliced from 5 exons. The record is from RefSeq and is a predicted model, not a curated record.